Cadophora gregata is the source of this 303-nucleotide messenger RNA. RefSeq lists its product as uncharacterized. The transcript has a single exon. The record is from RefSeq and is a predicted model, not a curated record. Lineage: Eukaryota; Fungi; Ascomycota; Leotiomycetes; Helotiales; Ploettnerulaceae. The coding region runs from base 1 to 303 and encodes 100 amino acids.
AUGGCCCAUGCCUGUUCGCCCUACUUUGCUCUCCCCUGCCCACGCCCUGGCUGCCUCGUCGCUACCCCUGGCGUGCUGGCUUGGGGGGCACCCUGGUCGUCCGCGUCGAAAGCCCAAGAAAAGGGAAGGGGGGAGAUCUGCUCCCUUGUCACUCUGGCAUGCAAUCAACGCUCGUAUAAGACAUUGGAAAGCCCCUUCCCUCGACGAAAGGAACAAAAUAUCAUUUCCUCAGUGCAAUCCAGCGAGUGUGUCCUACUAAUAUCUACCACUCCUCUCUUCCUCGCCGUCACCAAGCCAUCUUGA